Molecule: messenger RNA, 2716 nt
Organism: Balaenoptera ricei (Rice's whale)
Lineage: Eukaryota; Metazoa; Chordata; Mammalia; Artiodactyla; Balaenopteridae
Gene: FAM149B1
Product: family with sequence similarity 149 member B1
Exons: 14
Coding region: 194-1945 (583 amino acids)
Biological process (GO): protein localization to cilium; cilium assembly
Source: RefSeq, a predicted model, not a curated record
CCGGCUCCACGGGGAAGCAAGGAGAGCGGAAGACUAGGGAGAUGGGGAUCCUGGGGGAGUGACGGCCCGGAGUCUAAGAGACGGGGCCGGAAGGUGGCGGGAGGGGGCCGAACCUGAGCCGGCGGGAGGGCCAGGCCCAGAAGCCCCCAACCUGGCUUACCCGCCCCGGCCGCGGCUGAGGAGGAAGAGGAGGAUGAUCUCCAGAUACACUCGGAAGGCGGUGCCACAGAACUUAGAGCUGAAAGGAAUAACAAAACAUGCUCUUAAUCAUCAUCCCCUUCCAGAGCAGCUGGAUGCAAUUUCCUCUACCAAUGACACCCAUGAAAAAGACAUAAGUUCCCAAAGUGAGUCUGACAUCACACAAGAAUCACCUUUUACAUCAGCUGACACUGGGAAUUCAAGGUCUGCUUUUCCAAGUUAUACAGGCACAGGGAUCUCUACUGAAGGCAGCUCGGACUUCUCCUGGGGAUAUGGUGAACUUGAUCAAAAUGCCACUGAAAAAGUCCACGCAAUGUUCACAGCCAUUGACGAGCUCUUGUAUGAGCAGAAGUUGAGUGUACAUAUUAAAAGUCUACAAGAAGAGUGCCAACAGUGGACAUGUAGCUUUCCUCACCUCAGGAUUCUGGGUAGGCAGAUAAUCACUCCAAGUGAAGGUUAUGGACUGUAUCCUAGGUCCCCUUCUGCUGUUUCAGCUUCACAUGAGGCAACACUGUCUCAAGAAAGAGAUUCUACUAUAUUUGGUAUUAGGGGAAAGAAGUUACAUUUUUCAUCUUCAUAUGCUCCUAAAGCAUCUUCCAUUGCCAAAUCCCCUAGCUUGUGUUCUAUGGAAAGAGAAGACUGUAUAAUCUUCUCAGAAGGAAUAAUAGAGGAAUACCUAGCAUUCGACCACACAGAUAUGGAAGAGGGGUUUCAUGGAAAGAAAUCAGAAGCAGCUACAGACAAACAGAAAUUAGGGUACCCACCCAUUGCUCCAUUUUACUGCAUGAAAGAGGAUGUCCUUGCUUAUGUGUUUGACGAUGUGUGGAGCAAGGUCCUAAGCUGUAUGGAGCAGCUGACACGUAGUCACUGGGAGGGAUUCGCUUCUGAUGAUGACAGUAAUGUUGCAAUCACCAGACCAGCUUCAGAAAGCCCCUGUGUGCUGAAUGAACAACAACCUUUGGUCUUACCUCGAGUGCCACAGUCUAAGGUGCUGUCCAUCACCUCAAAUCCGAUGAGUCUCUGUCAAGCAGCAAGUGGUCAUCAGCCAAAUGUGAAUGGUCUCUUGGUUCAUGGGAUGCCUCUACAGCCAAGAAAUCUCUCCCUAAUGGACAAGCUCCUAGAUCUUGAUGACAAGCUACUUAUGAGGCCUGGGUCCAGUACCAUCCUUUCAACUCGAAAUUGGCCAAAUCGAGCCCUGGAGCUUAGUACAUCAUUUCUGUCAUAUACAGUGCAGUCCGCCAGGAGACGCAAUCCCCCACCACGUACCCUUCAUCCCAUCAGCACAAGCCAUUCACGCGCUGGAACACCAAGACCUAUGGAAGAAAUACUCAGAGGAUCCCGAGUCCCAGUGGCAGCCGACUCACUCUCCUCUCCCUCACCACUGCCCCUGAGUCGAAACAAUCUGCUGCCACCUAUUGGCACAGCUGAAGUGGAACACUUGAGCACUGUGGGGCCACAAAGGCAAAUGAAAACCCAUGGCGAUUCCAAUCGAGCUCAAAGUGCAGCGGUGGAUGAGCCUAACCAUCAGCAGCCCCACGAGAGGCUCCUUUUACCAGACUUUUUCUCCAGGCCUAACACAACUCAGUCAUUUUUGCCGGACACACAGUAUCGUCGUUCAUGUGCUACUGAGUAUCCUCAUCAGGUCCAACCUGGUAGGGGAUCUGCACGAACAGGCCCUCAGUUACAUGGAUCUACAAAAUCUCAAAACAGAGGUGGACCAAUCACUAGAACCAGGCAGGGACCAUAGGGCAAGUGAGAAGAACCUGCCUCAGGCUGCAGGGAACAUGUGGGAAGAUUUCACAAAUCAGUGUUCAGUCAUCUCAUGAUGCACAGCUUGUAAACAGGAGACAACUUGAAACUAUCUUCAUGAAGAGUUAUUUUGGUACAACAGACUGAGAACAGUAUCAGCCAAAGAUUACAUGGGUACUGUUUCUAUCUCCAGUUACUGUCUUCUUUCAGCAUAAGUUAACCAUUUCACUGGACAGUAAAAUUUGUACCCAAAGAUGUAACAAGAGUAAUAUCCUCCAAAUCACUGUUCAUGUUGUCUGUUAACAAUGAUCAGUUCAGUUAUUACAGGAUUCUACCAGACUAUACAUACACAAAAAGUAGGAAAUUAUUUGAUAACAUUAUCACUGGCUUCAGAAUGCUUCUGCUUGUGUUAAUUUCUGGACAGGUGUACUCACUUUUACGUCAUUUUUAGGAGACAGUGCUGUCAAAAAUCUGAGCUACUCAUCAAACAGAUGAGUCGUUCCUAAAGUUUUCUCUUUAGAUGUCCAAUCCCAUAGGCAGACAGAUAUGGCAGGGGUGAGUAACUAAAGACAUAAAUGUUGAGCACUGGUGUAAAGUAACCUAUGUAAUAAACCAUAAUGGAUUUCUUUUUUCAGAUAGGACAACUCAACCUCACAACACCUGCUUGACAUCAGGUUAUGCUUCUUUUCUUCUUAAAGUACUUUAGUGGUCGUAUUUAUUUCCAAAUAUUAAACUCAACUUGCUGAUUUUCUCCUGCAGAUCUAAGAAA